AUGGCUAUCAAACUGCAGUUAUAUGCGAAAUAUAUGCCCAAGAACAUGAUACAUAAAAUCCCCCGACAACCGGAAAGUGAAAGAAUCAAAAGGCCCUUGGUUCAGCGGCAGAAAUGUCCGUACGAUAUCCGUUUGGCUUUCAAACCGGCCAUGGUUCUCGCCCGUUUUAAUACCGAUACUUAUGAAGAUUGGGCGACCGCACAUGCAAAUAUAAAAACAGAGUAUACAGGGAACUUUGCACAAGAAACCUGA
Messenger RNA from Coccidioides immitis RS, 252 nucleotides. RefSeq lists its product as uncharacterized. The coding region runs from base 1 to 252 and encodes 83 amino acids. The transcript has 4 exons. The record is from RefSeq and is a predicted model, not a curated record. Lineage: Eukaryota; Fungi; Ascomycota; Eurotiomycetes; Onygenales; Onygenaceae.